Micropterus salmoides (largemouth bass) is the source of this 2690-nucleotide messenger RNA. RefSeq lists its product as uncharacterized. The coding region runs from base 164 to 2401 and encodes 745 amino acids. The record is from RefSeq and is a predicted model, not a curated record. NCBI's taxonomy places the organism in Eukaryota, Metazoa, Chordata, Actinopteri, Centrarchiformes, Centrarchidae. The transcript has a single exon. Gene Ontology annotation, biological process: regulation of apoptotic process.
CUCAUACAACCAGCUGUUCAACAGUCUGAGCCCUGUCUACAGCAGCAAAACACAAGGUGAGGUGGGGAAAAACACAGAUGAGCUUUUACCCACAACAACAGCCCAUCAUGACCCAGACAUAGAACAAUAUGAUACGAGUCUUCCAUCUGAACCUUCACAUGAAAUGUUAGACAGAUCAUAUUUAUGGAAUGCCUCCAUUUCAGCACCAAAACGUUCCCAGAGUGUCCGUGUUCAUUACUUUCCCUACUUUUCCAAUCCAUCUAUCCGCACUCCCUUCUCUGCUGAGUACACAGGUAGUUGUAAGAAGACAGGUGACGCCCAACAGACAGGGAAGGAAGAGUUGAAUGAACACAUAAAUGAGCCAUUCAUACAGCAUUUAGGAAGUCAAACUUCCAUCUCCGAUAAACCAACUGCAGAAAAGAAGUUUUCAGAGGAGGGUGUUUGGGAUCAGCUGCCAAACAAACAUGUUCGCAGUUUGCCUCGAAUGUCUUCCUCAGCUUCUGCCUCUUCCUCCUGGAGUCUUCAUGAUGAUAGCAGGCAUAUAUCUGGGAUAGGUUCUAACCCUCCGCUUCCUCCUCCCCCACUACCAUACAUGCUCCCCUUCCUUGCCCCGUCUGUACGUAAUAAUGCUAGACUUCAAUCUGAACUAUCACCUGAUUCAUCACGCUUCUACAAUCUCAACAGCUUGAGACCUGAUCUCAGUUCAGCACCAAGAACAGCAGACUGCUACUCGACUAUUGUUGGUAAUAACAUGUUCUCACUGAGUAAUAUAACUUAUGGAAUGAUAAGGACACAGGCUGACAGGUCAUCUGACAUGUUAAAAAACAUCUAUGGGGAGUCUAAACCUGUUCACACCUCUGCAGCAGAUGCUACGCUGGGAGUCAAUCAAGAUAUUACCAGGGAAUUGAUACAAGCAUAUGGAAAAGCUCAUUUUCUUUCAGCUCCAUCACCAGUACCAGACCAGAUAUUGCAGCUUCCAAACAAUAAAGACACAGAAGAUGGUGGCCCCAGACUUAGUAACUCUAGUUUUACUGUAAGUCCACAAAACAGGCCUGCAGUCCUCCAGGAAGACGAGUUGGGAGAUGACAGUGAUGUCCUGGUGGAAACAGCUGUUCCAGCUGUGAACUGCUCAGUCACAAACACCCAGCCGACUCAUCCUCCCCUCCAAACCUCCUCCAGCUGUUUGCGUCGUUCUCACAGCGUUCCCUCACUGAGUCUAACAACCUCUGCAAAGAACAAGACCUUCACCCGAUCAAAGAGCUUACCUGACCUGCUGUUCAAACCCAGCUGUGAGGAGUUCACCCCUGAUAUCACUGUUGAUGAAAACGAUGAAACCUACAGGUUCCAGUGCUCCUGCCCAGGCCUGUACCAGUGCAGUGUGACAGGCCUGCUGUUCCACAUGGAGGGAGAAGGGGACGUGGUUUACAGGAUCGUCCCCUGGAACAGGAGGCUACUGGCCCGACACCACAAGCAGCCUGCAGGACCCCUGUUUGACAUCAAAUGUCUGCAGCAGUCUGUGUGUCGGCUUCAUCUCCCACACUGUGAGAUCCGCUCCACAGGUGGAGGUGAGUUCUUGUCAGUCGCUCAUGUGAACGACGAGGGCAUCGAGUUUAUCGGCCCUCAGAAGAUCACAGAAACUCACGUUGUUAUAAACAUCACAGGGUUUUCUGGUUUCGGUAAUGUCAAGGAUGAAGACUCGCCGGCUGACCCGGUCCGAGCGCUGGUUCUGCUGUUCUACAGGCCCCCGGCUGAUCCCGACGCUGAAUCCCUCCUCAACGUGUUGCUGCUACCGAGGAACGUGGUGCUCCGGGAUGUGCUGCGCACCAGGAAGAAAUUAGUUGGAGAUGAGAGCUACAUAGAGACGUCCCCACACUGUAAACUGCAGCCAAAGCAGGAAUACACACUGUCCACUUGUCCUGCAGAGGACUCAGUUCUAGUUCAACCAACAGAAGCAGAGUUUGACUGCGACAACUACGACAACUACUUCCCAUCAUUCCAGGUGAUUUUAGAGACAAUGAGGAAACACGUGAAGCUGUUUCUGAGAGACACCAACAGCUCCCACAGUGUCUGGGAAAGACGAGUUUGUCUCACUGGAGUAAAAAGGUCCUGUGGGCCGAGCGCUCUGAAUCUCUCUUCAGAUAAGAGGCUGUUGGACAUACGGAGCAGCUUCAUCGAGGGGAUAUCAGGACCGGUUCUCACAAGUCUGCUGGACAAACUGUUUGAGAAAACGGUGAUAGCUGAAGCUGAGAGGGAGUCAGCGGACGAGAUGCAGAACAGAAGAGACAAAGCUCGUUUUGUUAUCGACUCAGUGAGGAAGAAAGGUGACGCUGCUAGUUCAGAGAUGAUUGAGUUCCUCUGUGAGGCCGACCCCUUCCUCUGUGAACAUCUCGGGCUGAUCUGAAGACAAAUCAACAGGUGAUGCAGAACAUGUUGACCUGGUGGCCAGAACCUGAUCAUCCUGUAACUCCCACAAAAUACUUUUAACUGGAUCAUUCACUGUUUUGAUCUUGAGUAGUUUGCCUUGACUUAUUGCUUGAAAUGUUAAAUUACAGUUUUCCAAGUAGGUUUUUUUAUAUUUGACAAAAAUAUGGGAACCUAUUGUGAAUCCAUUGAAUGUAAAUUAAUUUAGUUUGGUUUGUUGUAAUUUCUAAUGUAACAUUUGUGGCCAAUUGUUUCUAUAAAUGAUUCUC